This is a messenger RNA of Strongylocentrotus purpuratus (purple sea urchin), 1841 nucleotides long. RefSeq names its product cystathionine beta-synthase-like. NCBI's taxonomy places the organism in Eukaryota, Metazoa, Echinodermata, Echinoidea, Camarodonta, Strongylocentrotidae. Bases 212 to 1807 code for a protein of 531 amino acids. Gene Ontology annotation, cellular component: cytoplasm. The record is from RefSeq and is a predicted model, not a curated record. Gene Ontology annotation, molecular function: cystathionine beta-synthase activity; cysteine synthase activity. The transcript is spliced from 13 exons.
CGACGAAUACGGAAUCCAGCUGAUCUGAAGAAGGGAAGUGCAUUGCGUCAUCGUAAAUAAAUCUCAAAUUAACUUAAUUUGUGAGAGAUACCCGAUACGUCUAGCUGCCUUUGGGAUUUCAUUGUAAUCUCCUGUUCACGAAGGUAUUGAACCGGUACGCUAGCUGUUCGUGAAACUUAAAUAGUAGAGAAGAAAAUAAAGGCUUUUAACCAUGGCAACCACACCACAGAAUGGAGGGGUUGACAAGCAUUGGAUCGCCCCUGACCUUCCCUCCCGCUGCACAUGGCAUCUUGGGAUGGAGAAAGGGAAGAGCCCUCACAGUCAUGAUAAAAGUGAGGGUAACAAGGUUCGAGAGAGGGCGCAACCUACCAUCUUGAAGAUGAUCGGAAACACGCCCCUCAUCCGCAUCAACAACGUCACCAAAGGGACCGGUCUCAAGUGCCAAAUAUUGGCUAAGUGUGAAUACUUCAAUGCCGGUGGAAGUGUCAAGGAUCGCAUUGCGUUGAAGAUGGUGGAAGAUGCAGAGAAAGAUGGAACACUGAAACCCGGAUAUACACUGAUUGAACCAACGUCGGGAAAUACAGGGAUUGGUCUAGCCCUGGUAGCUGCGGUGAAGGGGUACCGUUGCAUCAUCGUCAUGCCGGAAAAGAUGUCCAAUGAGAAGGUCGACACCCUCCGCGCCCUGGGAGCCGAGAUCGUCAGAACCCCGACGUCUGCAAGGUUUGAUGCUCCGGAAUCUCACAUCAGCGUGGCGCAGCGUCUGAAUCGCGAGAUCCCCAACUCCGUGAUUCUAGAUCAGUACAGGAAUGCAGGCAAUCCGUUGGCACAUUACGACAAUACGGCAACAGAGAUUUGGGAACAGUGCAAUGGCAAGGUUGACAUGGUUGUUUGUGGAGCUGGAACAGGAGGUACUGUGACUGGAAUCGGCAGGAAGCUCAAGGAACUCAACCCUCAUAUAAAGGUUGUAGGAGUUGAUCCUCUGGGUUCUAUCCUCGCCCAACCAGAGAAGCUUAACGAGACAGACGUCACAAGCUAUGAAGUGGAGGGAACUGGUUACGACUUCAUUCCGACAGUACUGGACCGAACAGUCGUGGAUAUGUGGCUCAAGGUCGGUGACAAAGAGUCCUUCGUAAUGUCAAGGAGACUUAUCAAGGAAGAGGGACUACUCUGUGGUGGUAGUAGCGGUGGCUCAAUGACCGGUGCGUUGGAGGCUGCCAAGUCCCUAAGAGAAGGCCAGACUUGUGUGGUGCUCUUAGCGGAUUCGGUCAGGAAUUACAUGACCAAGUUCUUGUCUGACGACUGGAUGGUUGAGAAGGAAUUCAUUGACAAGCAUGUGGAUAACACACCACAACAUUGGUGGUGGAAUCAGCCGAUAUCGAUGUUGAAGCUGGGCGCCCCCUUGACCGUCCUCCUAACGGUCAGCUGCCAGGACGCUAUCGACAUCAUGAACAAAAAUGGAUUUGACCAGCUGCCCGUGGUAGAAGAAUCUGGUGAUGUGAAGGGAGUCGUAACCCUUGGUAGUCUCAUGUCCCAGCUGUUAGCUGCUAAAAUCAAGCCUUCUACACCAGUCGCUGACUGCCUGUACAAACAAUUUCGAACAGUUACUCUGGAUACCACGCUCGGCAAUCUCUCCCGAGUUUUUGAUCAAGAUCAUUUCGUUCUUAUCCUUCAGGAUCAAAGACUGUACUCUGCAAGCCAAACUGUGGCCCAGAAGAAAAUGAUCUUCGGCAUCGCGACACGAAUCGAUCUUCUCCAUUACAUCACUCAGAGCCAACCGAAAGCGAAUGGCGUAGAAAAUGGUUCCUAAUCGGUAGAUCAAAAACAUCUUGACCUUCAGGUUU